AUGACGCUCCAUACGUACAUAGACGAAGUAUACCUAAAUUCUUCCGUAUUAUACUGAUUUAGUUGGACCAUCAAAUGGACAUGCUCGAGAGCAAAAUGCUGCAGAAGAAGCCAUGGUACCUCCAAGGUGAAACGGUCGCUAAAGACAGAGAAGAAAAUGCCCUUCUCGGAGAACAUUUGGAAGUACAGCGUCACGCCAUUUACAGUGAUGAUUUAUUUUUAAAUAACACUUAUUUUCUCAGUCCCGUCUGCGAUUGACGAGAGUACAAUUGUGGAUUUCAUCAAGAGAGGAAUUAAAGAGAGGGUGCCUGUGCCGUCAUUCAUUAUUCAAGUAUCUUUCCCAUAUAGGCUUUUGACAGUGCAGUGCUUAAAGUAAAACUUAAGGAAACUGCCACUUCCAAUAAAGUUAUUGGAGGCAGUUCAAAGACUUCUCUUGUAGAGGAUUAUGAGAACCUUUACAUCAAAGCCAAGGUAAUAUCAUACUAACUAUCACUGCGUCCGCCAAGGCACUCGAAAAAGUCCAGGAGGACCCCGAAAAAGAUACUCUUCGAAGAGAGAUAAUAGAAUUAUUUGAUAAUCUGGACGCGCUAUCCAGCAUGCAUUUCGUGCCAAGAUCGGUGAGUUCCCUAAUGAGCUUGUUGGAAUGGUUUCCCUCUACAUAUCGUUUUAAGUUAGUUUUUACUCUACUUGUUAGCCCUCCCUUAUAUUCGUUUUGGGUUGGAAAUUCUCGAAGACUUCUGUUACUCUUUGAUCACCCGUUAUACAUAUUAGCCCAACUUCGACCGAAAUAACGCGUGAAAGCCGAAGUGACAUGGGCUCCAAGCUUGAGUUUGUCUCGCCUUUUGGUUUGGUUGCUGCACAGGUACAGCAUCUUUUAAACACCGAAUAAGUACUGUUUGGUCCUACAUUCAUUCGAGAUAUUUGCGGGUAAAAAUUUCAAAAACGACUGCCAACUUGUCUUAUAGUGUGCAUAUUCCCUUUUCCGUAUUUUGCGAACUGCUUGCGCUAACAGCCUCUAUCUACAGAGAACUAUCUGACCUGACUUUUAUGUAAGUACGAUUUAUGUAUGCAGUCUAGCGGACAGAUGCAUCUAGCGUCGGGGGCUGCUAGUGUUUGUAAUUUCCAUUUCAACGAGGUUGAGGGGAGCCACGUGAUGACGGCCUCAUCCCAGUUCAAUCGAGGUCUGUCUGGCGCGCCAGUGUAUAUAGAACGUUAAGGCGUCCCGUCAAUAACUGGUAUCUGCUGAUUUAUGAUGACCGCGGACAAAUACUCAUCUAUGGUUAGUUCUAUGUGGUACUGUAAAGCUGUGACUGAGAUUUGUUUGGUAGCCCAGCUGACUGCAAUAUUUUCAUAUUCGCAAGUUGUAAGCUCCGGCUUGAUGAUUUGAAAAGAUGGGCUCACCGGAAUGGGUUUAUCUUGGUACGGAAGCUUCGAAGAGCUCGGUCGACUCCCCAUUGUCAAAGCGUAAAAUGAACUUAAUCGACCAGGAACUGAAGUGGCAUGUCGCGUUGGCUGGCCUCAUGCUGAUUUAUUUCCCUCUUCUCUCGCUGUGUCAGCCUCUCGGGCGAUGCUUGGCGGGCGUUUUACUUGCGUCGAGGGGAGCCUGUCUUUCCUGACUGCUUUGAAUAAUAGUGGUCCGUGGUGAGAUGAACUGACAACGCCGUCCCAGAUGAAUCAAUUAAGAUGAAUGCUGUUACAAGCCGAAGUACAAAUAACUGCAGAUAGUUUUAGGAGGUAUUACUGUACAAACUAGUGACCAUUAGGAACCAGUCUUUACAAGAGACUGGCUAGUUCAAUAACAAUGCCGGAAAGUCGUAUUGUAGCUGAACCUGCGUAAUUCGCGGGGACUGCCAUCAUGGCAAAGACUACGAACUCAUAGUAACCAAGUUAAAACCUCACAUCGAAAACAUCCUAGGGCGUAACACAAAUUUGUCACUAAUGUCGCUUGUUAUUUUUCCUUCGGACGCUCUCGCACUUUCCCGUUUACACUAUUUUUUGACAUCUAUCGUGCGAUCAUUGACCUGGCCGAUUUUCCUUUUAGCGCGUGGACGGGUAUAACAUUAUCACAAACAAACAGGCCUUGGUAUUAGAGGAAGCCGGACCAACCGCAAUCGCAGAAGGUGACCUGUUGGCCCCAGAGGAAGUUUUCGAACCUCGGGGCGAACCCAUCAAAGGAACAUCAGAGAUCACUUCUACGGACAGGAGGCGACAUCGGAAAAAGCUAAUGCGCAUCCGAGCGAAGCAAAGGGAGGCUCGAGCCAAGAUGUCGGCACGCACCGACGAUCGUCGUGCUGCAAUGAACAAGAUAUUAAAGAUGGCUCACAAACCGGGAUCUAAAAUAAAGAUUGCCAAGUGA
Molecule: messenger RNA, 2355 nt
Organism: Spirometra erinaceieuropaei
Lineage: Eukaryota; Metazoa; Platyhelminthes; Cestoda; Diphyllobothriidea; Diphyllobothriidae
Source: the annotation of a GenBank genome assembly